Molecule: messenger RNA, 6772 nt
Organism: Centrocercus urophasianus (Greater sage-grouse)
Lineage: Eukaryota; Metazoa; Chordata; Aves; Galliformes; Phasianidae
Product: cyclin-dependent kinase 11B
Exons: 19
Coding region: 23-2356 (777 amino acids)
Biological process (GO): regulation of mitotic cell cycle; protein phosphorylation
Cellular component (GO): nucleus
Molecular function (GO): cyclin-dependent protein serine/threonine kinase activity; ATP binding
Source: RefSeq, a predicted model, not a curated record
UUUUUUUUUUUUUUUUUUUUUAAUGGUUUUUGGAACUCCAAUGGGUGAUGAAAAGGAUUCUUGGAAAGUGAAAACCUUGGAUGAAAUCCUUCAGGAAAAGAAACGAAGGAAGGAGCAAGAGGAGAAAGCAGAGAUAAAGCGCAUGAAAAACUCGGAUGAUAGGGAUUCAAAGCGGGAUUCUCUUGAAGAGGGGGAGCUGAGAGAUCACCGCAUGGAGAUCACGAUCCGCAAUUCACCAUACCGCAGGGAGGACUCCAUGGAGGACAGAGGAGAAGAAGAUGAUUCCUUGGCUAUAAAACCACCACAGCAAAUGUCACGGAAAGAAAAAACCCACCAUAGAAAAGAUGAGAAGAGGAAAGAGAAACGGAGACACCGCAGUCAUUCAGCAGAAGGGAAACAUGCCAGAGUGAAGGAGAAAGAACGGGAGCACGAGCGUAGGAAGAGGCAUAGAGAAGAGCAGGAUAAGGCCCGACGAGAGUGGGAAAGGCAGAAGCGGAGAGAAAUGGCGAGGGAGCAUUCCAGGAGGGAGAGAGAUCGCCUGGAGCAACUUGAGAGAGAACGAGAGAGAAAAAUCAGAGAGCAGCAGAAAGAACAAAGGGAGCAAAAAGAGCGUGAAAGGAGAGCUGAAGAAAGGCGUAAGGAGCGGGAAGCCAGAAGAGAAGUUUCUGCACACCAUAGAACAGUGAGGGAAGAAUAUGGAGACAAAGUGAAAAUGAGACCCUGGAGUCGCAGCCCAUUACGACAGCAGAGAGACAAGCCUGAGCAAGCAGAUAGCAGGAAACCAGUGAAAGAAGAAAAACCAGAGGAAAGAGACCCUCUUUCAGACUUGCAAGACAUCAGUGACAGUGAGAGAAAAACAAGCUCAGCUGAGUCUUCAUCAGCGGAGUCUGGGUCAGGCUCAGAAGAAGAGGAAGAAGAGUCGAGCAGUGAAGGAUCUGAGGAAGAGGGAGAAGAAGAGGAGGAGGAAGAGGAGGAGACAGGGAGCAAUUCUGAGGAGGUGUCAGAGCAGUCAGCAGAAGAGGUGAGCGAAGAAGAAAUGAGUGAAGAGGAAGAACGAGAGAAUGGAAACCACAUCCCAGUUGUUACAGAGUCGAGGUUUGAUCGCGACUCAGCAGGCAGUGAGGUUGAGGAAGAGGAGGUGGGGGAGGGCAGCCCUCAGUCCAACGCCAUGACGGAAGGAGACUAUGUUCCUGACUCACCUGCUUCUUCCCCUAUUGAACUGAAACAGGAGCUUCCUAAAUAUCUUCCUGCCCUUCAGGGGUGUCGCAGUGUGGAGGAGUUUCAGUGUUUGAACAGGAUUGAAGAGGGAACAUACGGCGUGGUGUACAGAGCAAAAGACAAAAAGACUGAUGAAAUCGUGGCUCUGAAGCGACUGAAGAUGGAGAAGGAAAAGGAAGGCUUCCCCAUUACUUCUCUCAGAGAAAUAAAUACUAUUCUGAAAGCACAGCACCUAAAUAUCGUCACUGUCAGAGAAAUCGUUGUAGGUAGUAAUAUGGAUAAAAUCUAUAUUGUUAUGAACUACGUAGAACAUGAUCUCAAGAGUCUGAUGGAAACAAUGAAGCAACCAUUUCUACCAGGUGAAGUGAAAACCUUGAUGAUCCAGUUACUACGAGGAGUCAAGCAUCUUCAUGACAACUGGAUUCUUCACCGGGACUUGAAAACUUCCAACCUGCUGCUCAGUCAUUCAGGAAUUUUGAAAGUUGGAGAUUUUGGAUUGGCCCGAGAAUAUGGAUCUCCUCUGAAGCCUUACACACCAGUGGUGGUGACACUUUGGUACAGGGCUCCGGAGUUGUUGCUUGGAGCCAAGGAAUAUUCAACAGCGAUAGACAUGUGGUCAGUGGGGUGCAUCUUUGGAGAACUCUUAACUCAGAAACCGCUGUUUCCAGGGAAGUCGGAAAUUGAUCAGAUUAACAAAGUUUUUAAGGAUCUGGGUACUCCAAGUGAAAAAAUCUGGCCUGGUUACAAUGAGCUGCCAGCUGUAAAGAAGAUGACGUUCACAGAAUAUCCCUACAACAAUCUACGCAAGAGAUUCGGAGCACUCCUCUCUGAUCAGGGCUUUGAUCUGAUGAACAACUUUUUGACGUACUACCCGGCCAGAAGAAUUACUGCUGAGGAUGGUUUGAAGCACGAGUAUUUCCGUGAGACUCCCCUUCCUAUUGACCCCUCCAUGUUUCCUACAUGGCCGGCCAAAAGUGAACAACAAAGGGUGAAACGUGGCACCAGCCCCCGCCCGCCCGAGGGAGGCCUUGGGUACAGUCAGUUGGGCGACGAUGAUCUGAAAGACACCGGUUUUCAUCUGACCACCACGAAUCAAGGAGCAUCUGCUGCUGGGCCCGGAUUCAGCCUCAAGUUUUAAACUCAGUGAGAAGAGGGGGAAAAAAAGAGAACCGUUCACGUGAGUGGAUUUCUGAGUGCCCCAGUUCUGUUCUUCACGUCAGGGAAACUAGAUGGUUUUCAGCGGGGUAAAGUCAGAUGUCAUCCCAGAUUCAAAGACUUUUGCUGGGUGUGGAGUUUAACUGCUGCAUUCCAUUAGAGGACUGGAAUUAACAGGAAAAGCCAAGGAUCGUUAUAAAAUUUGACAGAGGAAAACUUGAAGUACAAUCCUUGAUCCCCUUUUUUUCUUUUUUUUGGUUCUUGUUCUUUUCUCCUUGUAAAUUUGUAGAAUUAAAAUGCAUUUUUGAUUGUUUAACAGCGUGAAGGAUGUCAUUUCCUCACAUGCAGCAAACGUGGAUGUUGGUGGCAUUAAGUCUUCUAGAGUGGAAAUGUGAGGAUUUAUUUUUUUUUUUAAUUUCUCUUUCCUCCCCCCAUCUGUGCUGAUGUUGUUGUAGUUGCUGUCAGUCCAGCAAAAGAACUUUCCUUUUUUUUUUAAAGUAAGUUCUUUGUGUCUGAGUGUAGUUGCUUGGUCAAGAAAUCAUAAUGUUUAAGUUGCUUCUCUCCUGUUGUGUACCUUGGAGAAAGCUAAGCUGGGUUGGGCUCAACACCCACUGACAUUUUUGAGUGAACUACUGGGUUGAUGUGUUGUAUAAAUGUAUUUACAAUGGCACUGGAGCAAAAAGUGUACUAUAUUGUUUUAUAAUUCAAAAAAAAUUAAUAUUGAAGCUUUAUUUUCUAGAGAACCUUCUUUUAAAAAUGUCCUUUUUCCACAAAAAUAACAACAUUUCAUUUUACUGGUUGUAUAUUGCCCUAUUCCAGUCUUUCCUCAUAAGUGUCUUCUGAGUCUCUGAUUUACAAUGCUAUCAUCCUUUUCUGGGAACAGGAAGAUUUGGAAAAUACUGGGGUGUUCAUGCAGUCAGAACUGGGCACCAGUCCCACCAACAGGCGUAGUGAUGAGCAUCCAGUGCAUUGGAAGAGACUUGUUUUGGUGGUGCUGGUUUUGUUUUCAUUGAGUGAAGGCCUUGGACCUGCUCUUGGGAGCUACCAGAAUUGUACAUUUUCAAAGCUGUUUUUUUUGUGUGUGUGUUGAUGAAGCACUGUUUUCUCAUUAGGCCUGAUUGUGGUGCUCUGAUGGAGAAACAGUUUUUCUGCUAGUUUACUAACUGUAGCAACGCAUGGUUUUAGCAAAGUUUGGGUAGAGGUGAAGAGCAGAAGCUUAUUUAUUUGUACUGAAGGAUGUGAGAAGUGAAAAGUGGACAAAAAAGCUGAAAUACUAAUGAUAGAUAUUUACUGGAACAGGUGCAUCAUUGCCCGUUGGAAAGCAUUUGUUCCAACCUGGGCUAACAAAUCUGGACCUCUGAAUCUAAUAGGAGUUAUUUGUUUUUAAUCAAACAACAAGUUAGGCAAAGGCAAGUAAAGUGAAAACAUUUCCAGGACUGUUUCACCAGGAACAGAGCUAUGGAACUCAAUUACUUUGAAAUUGUGUCAUCUCAAAUAACUGAUUUCAACCAGGGAAAAUCUGCAAAGAUUCAUCUUUUAAAAAACAUGGAGGUUCCAGUGCAUAAGAGUGUGGUAAUCACAGCCUUGUUGUAGGUUAGGGAUUUAUUUUGUUGUUGGCUUAUUGCAAUUUUUAUUUUUAUAAAAUGAAAGUGUAUGCCAAGAGAAAGUGAGUUUUGUUGCUUACCUUGAGGGUAUCACCAUAUCUGUCAGGUGUUUUCCAUACUAAUUUCCAGCAAAUGGAAGCUGUCAUGCCGUGGUCCUGGGCAGGAGAUGGAGAGGUUUUUUUUGGUUGGCUUCUUUACAGAAAUUCCUCUUUCUUUUUUUUUUCCUGAGUUCCUUGAAGAUGAUGUUGGUUUGAAAUUGCAGCCAGAACAGAUGUGCACAGCAGUGCUGGGCCAUGCCAUCUGUGUCAUGGAACACUGGGUGCAGUGCAGAGCUGUCUCAUGGCCUGCUGUCUUAAACUGUGACUUUUUUCCUUGGUUUCUUUUUCCACUGGCCUUGAGGUCAGCUCAGUUUUGGAAGGUGACUUCUUACAGGACAUUCGUGGGGCAAAGCAGGUCCUUAGCUGCAACUCCAGCAAGGACAGUGCCUGCCAGAAGCACAGGGCAGGUGGAGGUAAACAGGAUUUGGAGAAACAGCACAAAAGUCAGUUAUCAUAAAUGGUAUGUGUACAAAACUGUUAAGUUGUGAAAUGAAGAACUUUGGAUCUGCCCUAGGAUUAAGCAUCCUUGCAAUUGAAGUGCUGACAUCCCCUUGUGAGAGCUGUUGAAGGCUGUGCUGAUCAGCUCCCUGUUCUUGUUUCGUUUCUCCAAAUCCAAAAGACAGAGCUGUUUUAAGAUGCUUGGAUCCAUGUGGUGUUGCACUGCUCUGUUAAAUGGAGAUGUGCUAAGUUCAUGCUAGAUAUCUGCCAGUAAAAUUACUGUUAUUGCAAUUGUACCAAACUGUUCUUAUUAGUUUCUUACUUUUCCCUUGUGCUUUUGCUGUCCUGGUACAGAGCUCUUCCUAGAAUGCUGACCUAUUCUGCAAUACAUGAGAUGCUUAAGGUAGGAAGAAACGUGUUUGAAGAGUUUAAGACAGCAACUAAAAAUGGACGAACCUAAGCAGAGAAUGAUGUAGGCUGCCUUAAUACUGGAUAAGGAUCUUUCAGGUACCCAUUAAAUACAAUGACUGUCAGGGUUUGUAACUGCACAUCUGAAUUGCCAACUGAUAGAUGUUUGAGUGCACUGGGCUUCGCCCAGGAAAAAAAUGCUGCUUCUCUUCUGGAUGUGGCGCAUCCACCUCACCUGUUAAUGACUGGGUGUGAUGAUGGAAAUGAUCUUACCUCUGUUGAAGGGGUCAAGAAGCUUAUUGAUCAGACACCAAAAGGAUGAGUUAUGAGGAGCUGCAGAUGGAAGUAGAUGGUAUGCUGGGCUAAGAUUACACAGACAAUAAAUACACACCACAGGAAAGUAGUUGGGGGGUGGAAGGGAGAUAUUCUGUGCAUAGCUGAACUGAGUAUGUCAAAGUGUGAAAUGGAGUAAUUUGGCUUUGUUGUGACCCUAGAUUUUCCUUCUGCCCACUAGAAGGAAAAGUAAUUCUUUUUUUAACGUUCUUAUAGACCUACAUGUCGUGAUAUAAAAAAGAUAAAAAACCACUUACAGCGCAUUUACUGGUCAUUCUCUUUCCACAAUACCUCUGAUUCCAUUGCAACAUAGCUGAGCCAUCAGUCUGUUCAUCCAUGUGUUUGCUGAAGGGUUAUGUUCUCGUUUUUCAGCAGUCCACUGAUCCAGGUUAACUGCAAAAUCUUACACUUGAUUUUUUUUUAAUUUCUUUUUUAAUUCUCUGUACAACACAUGCUUGAUGAAUUCUUUACCUUUAAAACUAAUUUGGAAGAGUUGUUUUAUCCAGUAACAAAGUCCCAGAGUCUCUCUUGCUCGAGGUACUGAAGCAGCUGAUUUAGGAGUUCAUUUGCACUACUGGCGUUUAAAUACAAAAUGCUUAAGCCAGAUUGUGAAUCUGAAAUAGAGAAGUUCUCAUGCCAGAGCUCUUGUUAAUGUCUCAGUCUGAUCCUCCAGGAAUAAGUGGUCAAGAUUCUUUCUUUUUUCUUUACUAUACAAGUGUAAGUUCCUUCAUUAAUUGCAUUUGCAAUGAUGCUCAUGUGAUCCUCAUUUAAGGAUAAGUAACCUGGAUAUGAGUAUUCCAGAAGCUCCUUAUCUUUAUACCAGCUGUCAUAAGAAAAAUAAUAGAAAUUAAACUAUAAAAUAUUCAGUACAUGCAGCAUGUGCAUUGUCCUUCUCUUUGCUGUUAAGCUGUGCUUGAGGCAGGCACUGCAGCACGGAUGGACUUGCACAGUAAGAUUUAACCUCAUUGUCAUUGAUUUCACCUGGAUGGUGGCAGUAAUAACAUGGUGUCCUAUCCUGAAUCUUACUGAAAACAAGUAAGAAUUUGGUUCCUGAGUCUAAACUAACCCCUGGACUUGGACAUAUUUCUCUCAAGUUUAAAUGCAUCUAGAAGUAACGUGCUCAUAACUUUAUCCAUUCAAUUCAUGGUUAAUUCUUAGUAAAGACAGUAGGUUUUUUUCAGAAUACAGCCCAGGGACUUUGACAGAGGUAAGAAUUAUCCUUAUGCUAUAUAUGUGUAUUGGAUUUUAUCUUUCUUCUGCUGAGCUUACAUCUGAUAGAUCUGCUUCUGAAAUAAAUGCUUCACAGUGUUAUAAACAGUAUUUGCACAUUCCCUUCCCACAGUUAGUCUGCCACCCCUCCUUCUACUCAAGAGUGCCAAAUCAAAGACAGCCACAUGUUCCAAAAGCUGAACUGCACUCUCAUGUACUUUGUUUUGCCAUACUUCCUUAUUCUUUCUCCUUGGGGGUAUUUAUGCUGCAGAGUAUUCUGAAAGACUGGAAUAAAUGACAGAGCACUUA